AUGGUCACUGACUUCGAGCACAAACAGGUCGUUUUCAAAGGACACACAGAUGAGAAUCACUCACGCGAAGCCCAGGAGGACCCUGCCGACAGAUACAGCUCUGUUCAAGGCCGGGGAUGGGUGGCUCAAGACUCUGCUGCACGCGUGGGAGAUCGGCAGCAGACAGGCCGAAGCUUUGGUUGGCUCACUUGCGGCUGCAUGGAUGGAGACUCUCUAAAGCUCUCUCUCAUCUCUCUCAUCUCCCUUUCUCUCUCUCUCUCUCAUCUCAUCUCUCUCUCUCUCUCUCUCAUCUCAUCUCAUCUCGUCUCUCUCAUCUCACCUCACAACGUGUGUCAAAUCCAUCAAAAUCAAAUCCAUCAUUUUGUCAACAACAAGCAAAACCUGCAGCACGCACGCACGCACCGACCCGGCAGGUGCCUGCCCAACACACCACGCCUGCCUGCCUGCCUGCCUGCCUGCUUGUCUGUCUGCCUUGAGACGUGGUGGCUGGGAUCAGCUCAAAACGUGAAGCCGACUUUCCCUCAAGUGUGGUGGCUGAGCUUGAGGGUGCGCGCGACCCCUACGCACCCCAGAUCGCGCCCCUCGUACUCCUUUUGCCUCGAAAAGACCAGCCCUACUACCUUUCACCCCUUGCCUUUUUACCCCCCUACCCCCCUAACCCCCUCCCUCCUCUCUCCUAUCUGCUACUCAGUCUUGCAGUCGGGAUUUCUCAUUCUUGAAGCCGGCUAUGUCAGUCGCUUCGGUCUAACUAAUAUCAUUUUCAAGAAUGUUUACGACACCAUGUUGAGCACGCUGGCUUUCUUCAUCCUCGGCUGGGCUUUUUCCUUUGGGGGUGAUGAUGACGGCUCUGCGGGCUACAUUGCUGGACACAAUGGCGCCAUGGCCGGACGCUGUACCUUCCUCACCUACACCGUCUACUCCCUCAUCCUCUGUGGGUUCAGCUACCCCAUCCUCGUGCAUUGGACCUGGUCCUCCACCGCCUGGCUCGCCGAGGGCAACGGUGAUGGCAACGGCUUUCGUGACUUUGCUGGCUCGGGGGUCGUCCACAUGCCCCAUUCCACCGCAUUCAUUGGCACGGGUACCAUGAUCAUCUUUUUUGGCUUUCUCUUUUUCAAUGGCGGCACGGCCAUCGGCCUCGCCCACAAUAUUGGCGACAGUGUCAACGCAGUACCUUUGGCCAUUACAAAUACCAGCAUUCUCGCGGGUUGCGUUAGCAGCUGUGCUUCGGCUGGCUGGGUUGAACCUUGGGCUGCCUGCAUCAUUGGCAUUGGCGGUGGCCUGACGUACUACGGCGCGAGUGGUUUGCUGGAGCGCUUUCGAAUCGAUGACGCACUCGAAGCCAGUGCCGUACAUGCGGGGGCCGGGGCUUGGGGUCUCAUUGCUGAGGCCAUCUUUCAUCAAGAGCUUGGCAUCGCCUAUGCUGGCGACGCCAACAGCUUUCGCCACCUCGGUUGGCAAAUUCUGGGCAUUGUGGUCAUAGUUCUAUGGAUUGGCUUGGGCGUUGUCGUGUCGCUCGUCCCACUCUGGUGGUAUGGGCUUCUGCGCAUCAGUGCCCGUGCCGAGAAACUGGGUGCGUUACAUACGGCUCGUCACGAUCGCAGCGCCCUAAAUAACACGCAGCAAAAGGCUCACCUCGUCAACGUGUCUUGCUUCUCAGGCAUUGACUUGUUUCAGCAUCAUGAGAUCAGCUGGGACUUGCAGACUCAGAUGGUGAUGGAUGAUGCUGAGCGAAACCUACCCUCGCGGAUCGUCAAGAACAUGUAUAGCGACGCCCAUCCUUCCCGCGACCCAAGUCAAGCUGGUGACACUGGCAGCGCAGUACAGAGCCUCACCAUGCCGACCUCAUUGAGCCGAGUCCAGUCCCUUCGUCGGCGGGAGCGCGAUUUCCGCACCGGUCUUCACGAUCGCGACGGGCCGCCACCACCAAGCCCGCUGCAUCACACAAUCCUGGUGAAUAAUGACGACGCAAACCGUCGCACGCUACCCCGCGAUUCAAUGACCUCGGUGGUGGUCGCAACAGAGGCGAUUGAGCCUCCACCCGAAGCUCAGCGGGAAUCCGUGGGCAAUGAAUUCGACUUUUUUGACAGUGAGCGCAUCACCUCAGCGUUGACCAGCGCCAACCCAAAACCCCUCUCAAGUGUGGACUCGAUCUAUUCGGGCAAAGGCAGCGUGAUCAGUGAGUCUUGCCUUUAG
This is a messenger RNA of Monosiga brevicollis MX1, 2193 nucleotides long. RefSeq lists its product as uncharacterized. The coding region runs from base 1 to 2193 and encodes 730 amino acids. The record is from RefSeq and is a predicted model, not a curated record. The transcript has 13 exons. Lineage: Eukaryota; Choanoflagellata; Craspedida; Salpingoecidae. Gene Ontology annotation, biological process: ammonium homeostasis; ammonium transmembrane transport. Gene Ontology annotation, molecular function: ammonium channel activity. Gene Ontology annotation, cellular component: membrane.